Staurois parvus is the source of this 344-nucleotide messenger RNA. The record is from the annotation of a GenBank genome assembly. Lineage: Eukaryota; Metazoa; Chordata; Amphibia; Anura; Ranidae.
CUAAGCCCCAGCCUGCUUGUUCACCAGAGCCCCUGAUGGUGGGGAUGGACUUGGAGCAGGCUGGAACCAGGUCGCGGCCCCCAGGUACACCCAGCUGUAGUAGAAGACCGCUAGCGGGAGCAGGGUGCAAUGGGAGUAGACUAGGAGAUCCAGAAGACAAGCCGAAGUUGGGACAGGCAGAAGACAAGCAAGGUCAGGAACGAAGCCGGGGUUGGUACACAGAAACACUAAACCGGAUACUUGGAAGAACACUGGGGAGCACAGACAACAAACGUUGCUCAGGCAAUGUGGGACAGACUGAGCAUGUCUUAAAUAGACAGGCAGACAAGGAGGCGGGCCAGGAA